Cryptococcus amylolentus CBS 6039 is the source of this 1230-nucleotide messenger RNA. RefSeq lists its product as hypothetical. The record is from RefSeq and is a predicted model, not a curated record. Gene Ontology annotation, biological process: pantothenate biosynthetic process. Gene Ontology annotation, cellular component: cytoplasm. The coding region runs from base 144 to 1145 and encodes 333 amino acids. Lineage: Eukaryota; Fungi; Basidiomycota; Tremellomycetes; Tremellales; Cryptococcaceae. Gene Ontology annotation, molecular function: 2-dehydropantoate 2-reductase activity. The transcript is spliced from 5 exons.
ACAAUAUGCAUCUCACGGUCCGGGACCUCCGGGAGGCCGAAGGACAAGUUCACGUGGGUUUGUGCCGUGAUUUACCGGCUGCCUCCCGAACCACAUUUAUACCCUUCCCUACAUUGUUCUUGUGGCUGUGAUCUCAUCUCAUCAUGUCUUCCAAGCCUAAUGUCCUUUUGUUUGGCCUCGGUGGUAUUGGCGGUAUCUACGCUUCCAUCCUCCAGCUCUCACAGCGCUGCAACGUUCACGUCGUCGCGAGGAGCAAUUAUCAAAAGGUCAAGGAGAAUGGCUUUACUAUUGUCAGUCCCAAGUUUGGGAAUCAUACGGGGAUGAAAUUUGCAGGUGUGUGGAAAAGCACCGACGAAGCUGCUGCCAGCGGUGCCGAGUUCUCCUACAUUCUGUGUGCCAACAAGGCCCUUCUCGAUGCCAGCCCCUCUCUCUCGGACCACCUCCGCCCCAUCUUGAAUCCUUCCACCUCCGUCGUGCUGCUCCAAAACGGUGUCGGCGCCGAAGCCCCUCUCCACGAAUCUUUCCCAGACAACACCAUCAUUUCUGCCGUCGUCUGGACUGGCGGCAAGACACUGCCAGAUAAUAGCGGUGUCGAGCAAUUCAAUCGCGAAGGCCUGACAAUUGGUGUAGACUAUAGGAAAGGAGGCGACAAGGCGGAGGAAGAUGAAAAGCUGAAGACGCUCGUCGACUGGCUCGCAGCGGGUAAGGGAGACUGUACGGUCACUGAAGACAUCCAAAGCGAGAGAUGGGUCAAAGUCAUCUGGAACUGCUGCUGGAACUCCCUCACCGCCGCCACGCUCCUCAAAACCGGCCCCUUCUUCGCUUCCUCCGACCUUGCCCUGCCCUUGUGCUACUCCAUCAUGAGCGAAGUGGCCGCCGUCGCCAAAGCCAAGGGACUCACGGUACCCGAAGGUAAAGUGGAGGAACUCAUCAAGACAUGCACGGAUGUAGAGUAUCCCGGGCUGCCGUCGAGUAUGAUGGCGGAUGUCAAGGCGGGGCGGCCUUCCGAGGUGGAAGUGAUUUUGGGUGUGCCUGUACGAGAGGGUAUCAGGCUUGGGGUAACAGUGCCGACUAUUACCACGCUCUAUACGCUCAUCAAAGCUAUCGAUUAUCGUAAUCAGGACUCUGAUGCUGCCGGCGCUUGAGGGGGUCGCUCAUAUUGGCAUGUAUUGGGGUCUUUGUCAUUCUCGUAUGAGCCUCGAGAGUGUGAUGUCAAAACGACAUGUACUA